GAGAAGCUCUUGCCAAUCAUUUGCGUUUGAAGCGUUUAAGUGAAAGGUAGUGCAUAAUGGGCUUUGAUAAAUUAUCAUUGUUUUUGGGUUUGACCAUUGCCAUAGCUGCGAUAAGUCGUCAUUCAGUAAGCGCUUCGGGGGAUGUGUUAAGAUUUUUCAACGAACAGGGUCCUCGCAUCAUCAAUGGCACAGAGGCUACAUUAAAUGCCACCAAACAUCAAGUUUCUGUAAGACGUCGUUUAAAUGAUGGCUACUUCUAUGGUACUGGCCAUAUUUGUGGUGGUUCUUUGAUAUCCGAAAAUGUGGUUCUAUGUGCUGCCCAUUGUGUUAUAGAUCAAUUUGCAUACAAUGGCACUUAUUUGCCAGCGUCUGAUUUUAUUGUGGUCAUGGGUAAUUUGAACCGUUUUGAAAAGGAUAACAACACUCUGGUAUUGGAUGUUACAAAAAUUGUGAAGUACCGUGAUCCCUUCAAUGUGACCACAUUUGACAAUGAUUUGGUGUUGCUCAUGCUCAACGACACAGUGCCUGCCAACCAUUCAACAAUUGAACCGAUUGUGCUCAAUGAAGGACCACUAAAAGAGGGGACAUUGUGUCAAGUUACCGGAUGGGGUAAGACAGAAGAAGGCUAUCUCUCCGACUAUUUAAUGACUGUAGAUGUGCCCUAUAUAAGUUAUGAUGAGUGUCGCACUAAAUCUAAUUACUCCACCUCCAUACAUGAGAAUAUGCUGUGCGCCGGCUAUAUGGAGGGCGAGCGUGAUGCCUGUCAAGGUGAUUCUGGUGGUCCUUUGGUAUGUGAAGGCCUUCAGGCUGGCAUUGUUUCAUGGGGCACUGGCUGCGCUUUGCCUUUAAGACCAGGUGUAUACACCGAUGUGGCCUAUCAUAAGCAAUGGAUUUUGGAAAAAGUGGCCGAGAAUAAUGGUACCUUGCCGAAGUUUGCAAGGGCAAGUGCUAUGACAAAUACUAACAUUUCAUUGUUCCUUGUUUUGUUUAUGGUUGCUAUAAAUGUGAUUCUUUCUAAACUUUAAGAACAUAUGAAUUUGUGUAAAUAUAUUUUCGGAAAAACAUGCGAACCACAA
Molecule: messenger RNA, 1076 nt
Organism: Stomoxys calcitrans (stable fly)
Lineage: Eukaryota; Metazoa; Arthropoda; Insecta; Diptera; Muscidae
Product: trypsin eta
Exons: 4
Coding region: 57-1025 (322 amino acids)
Biological process (GO): proteolysis
Molecular function (GO): serine-type endopeptidase activity
Source: RefSeq, a predicted model, not a curated record